This is a messenger RNA of Pedinophyceae sp. YPF-701, 2298 nucleotides long. Lineage: Eukaryota; Viridiplantae; Chlorophyta; Pedinophyceae. The record is from the annotation of a GenBank genome assembly.
AUGGUGCGGCCGACGCCGGAGGGCGGGCACCAGGGCCUGGAGGGCAGCAUGCAGAGAGUGAAAGUUUACAGACUCAACGAAUACGGGCAGUGGGACGAUAAGGGCACGGGACAUGUGUCCCUCCAGUUUUUCCAGGCCGCUGGCGCCCACGGCCUCGUGGUGGUUGGGGACGACUGCAAGGAGCUCCUGUUGCAUCGCAUUGCCGGGGAGGAGGUCUACCAGAAGCAGUCUGACUCGAUUAUCACGUGGACCGACCAGGACGUGGGCAUCGACAUUGCCCUGUCCUUCCAGGAGCCGAUGGGCUGCCAGGCGGUGUGGGACUCCAUCGCCUCGGUCCACCGGCGACGCUCCGGCGCCGACCGGGACGCGCCGCCGUCCCAGCAGCCGAUCGGCCUCUCGCAGCCAGGGAUGCACCAGCGCGCGCCGCACGGUCUGGACGACUACGGCGGGCUGCUGAGUCCGUCGGGCGACAUGGACCUGGACGGGUUUGGCGGGCACCCGGCGGCGGACCUGCCGCAGCAGCCGGAGCUGGGCAACCUGGGGGACGUGGCGCGCGUGCUGUCGGAGCUGUCGCCGUUCGCCCGGGAGCGCGUGGCGUCCAAGCUGGUGCACGGGGGGUGGCCGUCGCGCGUGCUGGACCUGUUUCACCAGUGCGAGGACCUGGAGGACGCCGAGGGGCUGGCGAACUGCGCGCGCGUGGUGCGGGCGAUGAUCAUGCUGAACGACUCGCGGCUGCUGGACGUGCUGCUGCGGCCGGCGUGCAUCAUGGACGUGGUGGGGGCGCUGGAGUGGGACCCGGAGGGGGGCGUGCGGCAGCGGCACCGCAAGUACCUGGAGGAGGAGGUGGUGUUCAAGGAGGUCGUGCCGAUCCGGGACGAGGAGACGCGCGCGCGGAUCCACCAGACGUACCGCAUCGGGUACAUCAAGGACGUGAUCCUCCCGCGCGCGCUGGACGACGCGGUGUUCGCCAGCCUGUCCUCGCUCAUCCUGUUCAACAACGUCGAGGUCGUCACGGCGCUCGCCGAGGACAGCAACUUCCUCCCGGAGCUGUUCGAGCGCCUCAAGAGCGUGGACAAGGCCUCGCCCGAGUGGGAGGACCUGGUGGCCUUUUUGCAGGAGCUGUGCGCGCUGAGCAAGCACCUCCAGGCGGGCACACGCGGGAAGCUGUUCGCGAGCCUGCAGGCGCUGGGGCUGUUCCAGGUGCUCGGCGAGGUGAUGCGCGGGUCGGGCCUGGGCCCGCGGCUGAAGGCGACGGACAUCAUGAUGUCGUGCACGGGGAGCGACCCGCUGCCGCUGCGGAACCACCUGAUCUCGCUCGAGGGGCGCGGGCUGCUGUCGUCGCUCGUGGACUGCCUGACGCACGGGGACGAGGGCGGGCUGCAGGAGCAGGUGCUGGACCUGGUGCGCGUGCUGCUGGACCCGGAGACCAUGGAGUCGUCCGACGCGACGAAGAGCCAGUUCCUGGACGUGUUCUACGACCUCCACAUGCAGAAGCUCAUCUGGACGCUCUCGGGGCACCCGUGCGGGAAGGAGGAGGCCGGCACCGUGUCGGCGUCGACCAUGGGCCUCAUCGUGGACCUGCUGUGCUUCUGCGUGCAGCAGCACACGUACCGCAUGAAGUACUACAUCCUGCGCAACAACGUCGUCGAGAAGGUCAUGCGCCACCUCCUCAAGCGCCGCGAGCGCUGGCUCGUCCUCGCGGCCGUGCGCUUCGUGCGCUCCGUCGUGGGCCUCAAGGACGAGUUCUACCUGCGCUACAUCACGCGCAACAACCUCCUCGAACCCCUCGUCGAGCUCUUCCUCCAGAACGGCGAGCGCUACAACCUCCUCAACUCGGCCAUCCUCGAACUGUUCGACUUCAUCCGCAAGGAGAACAUCAAGACCCUCCUCAUGCACAUCGGCCAGACGUUCCUCCCGCAGCUGGAGCAAGUGUCGUACGUGGAGACCUUCACGCAGCUCCGGAACAAGCUCGAGCAGCUGAACUACACCGAGAGCCGCACCGCCCCGGGGCAGGGCGCGCCCGCGGACGCGGCCCUGGCGCUGGAGCGGCGGCGGCGCGACGACCGGGCGCUGGACAAGGACGAGGAGGACUACUUCGAGGGCGGCGACGACGAGCCCGCGGGGGGCGAGGGGGCGCGGCUGGUGACGCCCGCCGGGCUCGUGGACUACCCGGACGACGACGAGCAGCUGGUGGACGACGGGCGGUCGAUGCCCGUGCGAGGCCUCGACGCGCAUGAGAUGCGGCGCGGGGCUGAGGACGGCGACAACGACAUGAACGCGAAGCGGCUGCGGCCAUAG